Xenopus tropicalis (tropical clawed frog) is the source of this 2606-nucleotide messenger RNA. RefSeq names its product zinc finger protein 436-like. Gene Ontology annotation, cellular component: nucleus. The transcript has 8 exons. The coding region runs from base 640 to 2094 and encodes 484 amino acids. The record is from RefSeq and is a predicted model, not a curated record. Lineage: Eukaryota; Metazoa; Chordata; Amphibia; Anura; Pipidae. Gene Ontology annotation, biological process: regulation of DNA-templated transcription.
GCCCCCCAGUAUCGGCUCAGCCCUGCCUGAACAGUAUAAUGUGGGGGGUCAGGGCGCGACCCCUAAAUGCUGAUAUUAGUUCUGCCCUAUUACCCAUAUUGCUCUGCCGGAAUGUUCCACUGUGACACCAGCAGGGGGGCCACCUUAACCCUAUAAUAGGGCCCCAUUCUGCCACACAGGGGCAUUACUAGGUUGUGUAUCUUUGCAGCCUUCCCAUAUUUUAAAGCAAAUUCCCUAUUAAUGCCAUUGGCAUAGUAUCAUGCAUAGCGGGCACAGGGUACAGUCUCCCUCACAGGGGCCACUAUUAAUACAGAGAGACGGAACGCUUCCGCCAGCAGAUAAUAUGUCGCCCUCAGGGCCUCAGUGACUGCAGUGCGCAUGUUCCUCUCACGCUGCCCCCGUUGGGCAUGCGCAGUAGCGAGGUACUGGCACUGGGACUCGGAGCGCUCUGCUCUAUGCACUGCGCAUGCGUCGAUAGCUGAACUCUUCUUUUUUCUUCACCUCAUACGGCGCAUGCGCAGAAGAAAUGAGUCUUUGGUUAAUUUUCUUUGCUCAGGAUCCUAAAAUCCCACAGAGGGGGAUCAGCUGCCCCGCAGGGAGGGAGAGGAAGGGCACUCACCACUGAGCAGCGGGCGCAGCAUGGACCCCACCUUCCUGCCCCAACAAGUCUCCGUACGGGCUCUGGUAACGUUCCAUGAUGUGGCCGCGUGUUUCUCAGACGAAGACUGGCGCCUCCUAGAGGACUGGCAGAAAGAGCUGUACAAGAACGUUAUGCGGGAGAUCCACACUGCCCUGCAGGCCAUGGGAUACACAAUACUGAACCCAGAGCAGCUGCUACGUGUGCAGAAAGGGACAUCACAGGACAAUGAGAAGAGAAAGGAGCAGGAGCACUUACUCACUGCAGGUGCUCCUGUGUUCAACCCCGAUAUCUCUCUGUGGAUCCGGGAAGUGGUGGAGGAUAAUUUUUCUACUUCUCAGAAUCCAGACCAGACAGCCGACCCAGAUUCCCCUACUUCAGAGCUCACUGUGCUGAAGCCGGACAUAUUUCUGCGCAUAAAGCCCGACGAGCUGGUGUUUGAGGCCUGUCCUGACCCGGAACCCGAGAAUGGAGACACCGGGGAGAGUGACCAGAGCGUGAGGUCCGGCAUUUCCGUCACUAUAGAGAGGGAGGAGGAGCCUUUCUGGCUGAACAUCCAGGAGACGGAAAAUGAGGAUUUUGGAGAAGAACAGGAUGCAGGUGACGGUUUUGGCAGCAGGGUAUUGGAGGAUUGCCUUACCCCCUUUCAGCCUGACGACGUGCCCAUAGGGAACAGUUCUCACUUACCCCAGGAGGACUGGGAUAACACUUCCACCAUUCGACUUCCCCGGGCUCGGAAGUGUCAAUCCAUAUACAGGAUUGGUCAGUCCCAGUGUGCGUACGACUUUACCGACCCAUCUAGCCCCACCCCACCCAGGGCAUUUCAGUGCUCCGAAUGCCAGCAGAGCUUUAGUGAGAGUGAGAUGUUGCUUCUACACCAGUCAGUCCACACGCCAUGGACGUGUAACCCACAGGAAGGGGGUGGUGGUGGGGUGUACAUUCCCCAACAGCCUUCAUCUGCCCUUCUCGGAGGCUGCCCGGUGGUGCCAGCACCUUAUAUAUGUGGAGAUUGCGGUAAGGGCUUCUCCAGCUCCUACAAACUCAAGAUACACCAGAGAAUCCACACAGGAGAGAGGCCAUACAAGUGCCUUGUGUGUGAGAAACGUUUUCACAAAAGCGCCCACCUCAAGGUCCAUCAGAGAACGCACACAGGGGAGAGGCCCUAUGGGUGUCAGGUUUGUGGCAAGAGGUUCACCAAGUCCUACCAUCUGAAGGUCCAUCUGAGAACACACACAGGCGAGAGGCCAUACCAGUGCCCAGAAUGCCUCAAAACCUUCAGUGUCAACUCCCACCUAACGGUGCACCAGAGAACUCACACGGGGGAGAAACCCUUUGUUUGCUUUGAAUGUGGCAAAAGCUUCCGGCAGAAAACCAGCCUUCUGGGCCACCAAAAAUCGCACCAACGACUCGGGGAGCGUAGAAAGCUGACUUGGAAGACUCUUUGGCCUGAGAAAUGAUAGAUGUUUCUAGCAAGAACUUGGGCAUAGAAGUUACUUUAUGAAUGAGUGGCUCAGGCCAUUGGGGCAGAAGCCACUUGGAGUUCUCCAAGCAGAAGGAACGACUGUCCAGGUCACCCCUCUUUCUGUGGCUUCAGAUCCAUGGCUAAAGGGAGGUUUCAGCGCUCCAGUGAGUGCAUUAGAACCCAAAGGAGAUACAAACUUCUCAGCACCUUGUUUGGAGGUCUCCCCUGUCCAUUAAUGAGUUCCCAUUUAUCUUUCUGUGUGUGAUUCAGCCCCUUCACCGAUAGGAUCUCCUCUGGGAACUUGGUCCAGUCCUGCACGUGGCAGAUGGUUCCAGAGAAUUGGCACUUUAUAUUUCCCAGCUGCCAUGGUUCUAGUUCAUCUAAUCCAUGUUACACCCCUAAUGGCAGCAUCUUUAGGGAUGUAUUUUCUUCCUAUCCUGGUGUUCAGGGUUCUCAUGGGUUAAUUUCUAUUAAAAGUGAGUUUUCCCUUUUGUUUCUGCUAAGUGA